UACCCGUGACCCCCCGGCUCCGCCCCCUCCCGCCCGCGCGGGUCACGUGAGCCCGGCGGGCUGCGGUCACGUGGGGGCGGCGAUGGCGGCGGCUCUGGGCGGGGAGAGCGAGAGCGGCCGCGGGGGAGGCGGGGCCACGUCGGAUCAAAUCCUGCAGACGGGAGCGGUUCUGCUGCAGGGGUUCAUCCGGGACCGGGUCCAGCGCUGCGGGGACUCCCAGGCUGUGGAGCUGAGCCGGGCAGAGCUGGGGGGGCCGGAGCCCCCCCUCUGCGACGAGAACACCAAGCGGCUCAGCGAGUGCCUGCGGCGGAUCGGGGACGAGCUCGACAGCAACGCCGAGCUGCAGAGUAUGAUUGACCGGGUGGGGGCCCACGCCCCCAAGGAAGUCUUCUUCCGCGUGGCCGCCGAGAUGUUCUCCGACGGGACCUUCAACUGGGGCCGGGUCGUGGCGCUUUUCUACUUCGCCUGCAAGCUGGUGCUCAAGGCGCUGUGCCCCAAGGUCCCCGAGCUGGUACGGACCAUCGUGGGCUGGACGUUGGAGUAUCUCCGGGAUCAUGUGCUGGCCUGGAUCCAAGCCCAGGGAGGAUGGGACGGCCUCCUCUCCUACUUCGGCACGCCCACCUGGCAGACCAUCACCAUCUUCGCCGCCGGCGUGCUCACCGCCUCCCUCACCAUCUGGAAGAUGUCGUAGGGCGGGGUUGGGGUGUGCUCCGCGGCACCCCACGUCUGGCCGGACUGCGCUGGGCUCCCCGGGGGCUGGCUCCCCUCGUCCAGCCUCGCUCCCUCCCCAAUUCUCGGUGCCUUGUGCUCAACUCGGAACAAACCUCUCGGGACCCCGCGCUGCGCCUCCCGGAUGGGGACCGACGUCUGGGGACACGGCCGCUCCGUGGGGCGGGACGCCCUCCUGCAUCUGGGCAGAGACUUGAGAGGCCUUGAGCUCCACCCGGGGCUGGUCGGCGUUUAACUUCCUGGCGGGCUGGCUGCCUGCGGGAAUCCUGAGCCGAGGUCGCGGGGGCCAGAGCUGGUUCCGGGAGCUGAACUCGGGCCGAGGUCGCGGGGGCCGGAGCCGGUUCUGGCACCGGGGGCUGAACUCAGACCGAGGUCGGGGGGAUCCGGAGCCGGUUCCAGCAGCGGGGGCUGAACUCAGGCCGAGGUUGCGGGGGGCCAGAGCCAGCACCGGGGGCCGAGGUCGGGGGGAUCUGGAGCCGGUUCCGGGGGCCGAACUCGGGCCGAGGUUGCUGGGGCCGGAGCCGGUUCCGGGGGCCGAACUCAGGCCGAGGUCGGGGGGAUCCGGAGCCGGUUCCGGGGGCCGAACUCGGGCCGAGGUCUGGGGCUGAUUCCCCUGGCGAGAUCAGUUCUGGGGGGAGCUCAGUGGGGCAGGCUCAGGCCUGGCUGCCCGUGACCUGGCAGACUCGGUUUCCUUCCCUGAAGCACCCAUCGGGGGGCCCCCCCUCUUCCGAGUCCCCCCUCUGCUGCCAGCGCCCCAGGUGGGUGGGUGCAGCUCCCUGCCCCCCAGCACCUCCCUGGGGAUUUCCAGCGCCCCUCCCCCCCUCCCCCAGCCUGGCAGGGCCGCCCAUGAGGUGCCUCUGUCCAGGGUACCCCAGUGCCAGGUGCCUCUGUCCUCCCACCCCCCCAGUGCUGUGCACGGCGCCUCCCCCGGGCGUAAAAUCCGGUGGCCCCCUCCAUCCAGCACGGCCUUAGGGCCCCCCUCAAAGCCCUGCUGGGGGGCUGUGUUGGGGGAUGCCCCCAUAGCAGGGGAAUCCUUGUACAGAGCACUCACAACAGUACUGUAGUGGGGGAGGGGACUGGCCCCAUCUUCCCCCCUCCCCCACCGUUACCCCCCCCCCCGGCUUCUAGUGGGAGGCGGGUGGGACAGGUCCCCCCACCCCUGACGCCGCUGUACUGUAAUUAACUUAAUACUGUUUGUAAAGCGAUGUGUGUUCUCAGGUAUGGGGCUGACCCCCUUCCCUAGCAACUGUGGCCCCCCCUUCACCCCCCUGGUAAACUCUGGGGGGGGGACAGUGCGCGGCUCCCAGAUUUGCCCCGAAUGUCCCUCUGCAGCCACCAGUUGCGGCCAGGGGUUGCCAGGAACUUGGGGGGAGGGGGAGGGGUGCUGCUCCCAGCUGUGUUUGGGGGGGGGGGGGCAGAGCAACGAUUCCUGGGUUAGCACCCCCUCCCCCCAAAAAGGCUGGUUUGGGGUUGGGAGGAUGAGAGGGGAGCAGCUGGUGAGAUUCCCCCCCCCCCCCGUUGCUGCUGGGGGCUCUUAGCACAUCUGGAGCUCCCCCCCAGCACCCACCCGCCAGGCCGCAACUGGCCGUUUGAACCUGGGGGGCAGACGCCCCGGAGCCAGGAGCAUCCCUGGGGGGCUUGGGGCAGACGCAUGCGCUGAUGAACUGCGGGCAGGGGGGUGGGACUUGAAAUGAAUGGGGAGUAUGUGAUGUCAUGGGUGGGGCGGGGCUAAUAGGAAGGGACUGAUGAUGUCAUGGAGUUGGGCAUUGGGUGUAUGAUGUCACAUGUGGGUGGGGUUAAUAUGAAGGGACUGAUGUCUGGGGGUUGGGUGUAUGAUGUCACAGGUGGGGUGGGGCUAAUAAGGGACUGGUGAUGUCAUAGAGAUGGUGGUUGGGUGUAUGAUGUCACCGGUGGGCGGGGCUAAUAGGAAGGGACUGAUGAUGUCAUGGGGUUGGGGGAAACAAUUUCAACCUCUUCUCAUUCCAAUCCCUGUUCCGUGCCCCCCCCCAGCGUACCUCACCCCCCUCCCCCACUGGGGGCCCCCACGCUGCCCCCCCAUGCACUGACUUUCUGCCCAGAGGUAGCCAUGUACUGUGCCUGGGGUGCCCCCCCGGCUAGUGGCUGCGCCCCCUGGAUCAGAACAGGGGGGCCAGCCAGGGGGAGGGGUCCGGAGUGAAAAGAGAUUCCCCCCCCCCACGGGGGCCUCGGCUGCUGGUGCCUCUGGACUCUGAUUUUUUUAUCUCUUGUAUUUACUCAGUGAUUGUCCCCCCCCCCGUCCAUCCAUCGUGCCCCCCCCGUCCCUAUCUCCCCCCGACCCGGGUCUCUGUAUUUAAGAUUCAUCCUUUGUAAUUUUUUCUACCGUGGCUGUUUUGAUACCAGGGUGAGGGGUCGUGUGCAAAAUACAGAAAAUAAACUCUGAGGACAGA
Mauremys reevesii (Reeves's turtle) is the source of this 3155-nucleotide messenger RNA. RefSeq names its product apoptosis regulator BAX-like. Lineage: Eukaryota; Metazoa; Chordata; Testudines; Geoemydidae. The transcript is spliced from 6 exons. Bases 83 to 691 code for a protein of 202 amino acids. The record is from RefSeq and is a predicted model, not a curated record. Gene Ontology annotation, cellular component: mitochondrial outer membrane. Gene Ontology annotation, molecular function: protein homodimerization activity; channel activity; protein heterodimerization activity. Gene Ontology annotation, biological process: intrinsic apoptotic signaling pathway in response to DNA damage; release of cytochrome c from mitochondria; extrinsic apoptotic signaling pathway in absence of ligand.